AAACGGCGCUAUUUUUGACGAGUUGCUUCGUCCAUUUCGUUCGGCCAUCGUCACCAUUCCAGCCGGCUUUUGCAGCUUCACACACUUGAACUUGGGCUGUUUGGUUGAUUAGUUGGAUUAUUUGGGAGUAGUAUUUUGUUAUCAAUUUCUUGCUGUGCGAGAGUGUUUUGGCUGUGCUUGUUUGAGUAAGAGGUCGUAGUCGUAGUCUUUUGUUUGUGCCAUCAAUACAUUCCAGUUUCAAGAUGAGCUCCAGCAUGAAUGCCACCCAAAGCGCCGUUUACCGGGUCAACACGGACCGCACGUUGUUCGAGUUCGUGUCGGAGCAGAAGAACGCCCUGGCCGGGUCCAUCGCGGGCGUUCCCGUCGACGAGGUGCUGUACCAGAUUGACCUGGCGCUGAGCUUCAUGCGGUACUACAUGGACCAGGAGGACGACGGCCUGCUGGACGAACCAAACUGCAAGCACCGGGUUGUGCUGGACUCUCGCAAGUCUGUGUUUGAGAUUCUCCUGGAUUUGCACUCGGCCAUGCGGGCCACCUGCGUUGGGUUCGAGCUGUACGUCGUAGGGGAAGAUGUCGCGAAGGUCGAGUUCGUGAAGAAGCUGCUGGAGUUUCCGAACUUUAGCUCGGGCGCCGAGGUGUUGAGCAUUUCGAACUCGAACUUGGCCGUGGCUUACUGUACGAUGAUCGUGUUUGAGUCGAGCGAUUUGGAGUCGGCUACGGAUGUGCUGGCUAAGGCCUGGGUCAACUGUUCGGUUCCGUGGACGGUGCACAACGUGCUGGUUCAGGAGACCGUUCAGGAGAAGUUCAUCUUACUGCUGGAGAGCAAGCUGAAGCCAUUUUUGGACAACGUGCCGUACGAAAAAGAGAUGCGAGCAGCCGUGAACAAAGCCUCGGAAACCGGGUUCCGAAUGAUCCAAUGUCUGGUUGAUGGCGUGGAGUUGAAACCGACAGUGGUGCACGGAGCUAACGUUGACUUCUUCCUGGAGAAGGAAUCAACGCGUGCGAGUCCAAUUCUGACGCUGAACGCCUUCCGAACCGCCAAGGAGGCAAUCACCCUGGCAAACGCCUCCAACGGAGGAUCCGUUUCGCUCUGGACCGAGGAACUCUCGCUAGCCCUUGAAGUGGCGUACGCCGUCGCGGCCCAAAGUAUCUGGGUGAACUGCCAUGCCGUGUUCAAUCCGGCCUUCCCGUACACGUUCCGCGUGCACGACUACUGCUACGGCUCGGAGUACGCCAUCUGCGAGAAGAAGAUCAAGACUGUGUUUGUGCCAUCGAUCGAGCAGCCUGUCAACUCGACCGAGAAGAACAAGGCGGCCAUCGACGGGCUCGGACUGGUGUCGAAGGAGGUCAAGAACCAGCGGUUCUCGUUCGUGAAGAACGAAAAGAACGUUCACUACGAGAUGGUGAGCAGCGAGUACAAGCUGGACAACUACAAUCCCGAGCAGCGGCUGCAGAUCGUGGACGAGUUUUGGAGCAAGUUCGUGACUAUCGAUACCGCCGACCGGAACCUGGUGCACGACACCGUGUACAACCAGCGGAAGACCGUCGUCAUCCCGUACGGGGUCACCUUUGCCAAUUAGGGGGAUUUGCUGAACUGUGUUGAAUCGUUGUGUUUGAUUGCCGAAGAUUGUUGAAAUAAAUGGAAUGAGAUUGAAGUUUUUAGAUUA
Molecule: messenger RNA, 1667 nt
Organism: Culex quinquefasciatus (southern house mosquito)
Lineage: Eukaryota; Metazoa; Arthropoda; Insecta; Diptera; Culicidae
Exons: 3
Coding region: 243-1580 (445 amino acids)
Molecular function (GO): oxidoreductase activity, acting on the aldehyde or oxo group of donors, NAD or NADP as acceptor
Source: RefSeq, a predicted model, not a curated record